Messenger RNA from Staurois parvus, 483 nucleotides. NCBI's taxonomy places the organism in Eukaryota, Metazoa, Chordata, Amphibia, Anura, Ranidae. The record is from the annotation of a GenBank genome assembly.
AUGGGCCCCUGUACCGCCUCCUCAUGCUGCUGCCAGGCCCGUAAUCUGCCAUGGGCCCCUGUACCGCCUCCUCAUGCUGCUGCCAGGCCCCCUAAUCUGCCAUGGGCCCCUGUACCGCCUCCUCAUGCUGCUGCCAGGUCCACAGUGUGUCAUGGGUCCCUGUACGGCCUCCCAUUGCUGCUGUCUCCAUCGCCACACUCUGCCAUGUGCCACUUUCAGGUCUCCUCACACUGCUGCUGGGUUCCAUUUUGUCAUAGGGUGCUGGCAGAUUACGGGCCUCCCAUUUGCUGCUGCCAGGCCCCUAAUCUGCUCUGCCAUGGGCCCCCUGUACCGCCUCCUCAUGCUGCUGCCAGGUCCACAGUGUGUCAUGGGUCCCUGUACGGCCCUCCCAUUGCUGCUGUCUCCAUCGCCACACUCUGCCAUGUGCCACUUUCAGGUCUCCUCACACUGCUGCUGGGUUCCAUUUUGUCAUAGGGUGCUGCA